Adineta ricciae is the source of this 591-nucleotide messenger RNA. Lineage: Eukaryota; Metazoa; Rotifera; Eurotatoria; Adinetida; Adinetidae. The record is from the annotation of a GenBank genome assembly.
AUGCUGAACAAAACUCUAGCAAUGCAAUUAGGGAAUGCAACGCCACUUCCUGCGCCUUUAGAUGAUCAACCCACUACAAUAGUAUUCGAUACAAACAGACACAUUGCUGAUCAUAAUACAGCUCUGACACCGUUCAAUGGUAUUGUCAAUUACGUUUUGCUGCAUGCCAAUUUCGUUGAACAACUAGGUAAACCUCACAAAUGGUUUAAUGUUGUGAUGAUUUUUCCGCAUAUGAAUGAACAAGAGGUUUACCAGUUUGUCCAAGGACAUGUGCUGACUCAUCGUAGUGCAGAAUUAUUGCAUAUAUUCUCCACUAAUAAUGAUGCAAAUCAAUUACGAGCUCUCUGCCGUGCGAAACUUGCUUCCCAUGAUUCAGUUAGAAAUAUGUCUACGAUGCGAAUACGUGAAAUUUGUGCGCAAACAAAUGACCUUAACAUUGAAUAUUGCGAACGAUAUCGCCUCCAACACGAGAACGCUGGUGACAUCGGCAUAGCAAAUCUCUUUGCUAGUCAGAGGGAUCGGCGCAUUGGCUUGCAACUCCAAUACAAUGCAAUACUACGAAGAGAAAUCGGACAAUGGAUUUUCCCGUAA